Molecule: messenger RNA, 1241 nt
Organism: Pelagomonas calceolata
Lineage: Eukaryota; Pelagophyceae; Pelagomonadales; Pelagomonadaceae
Source: the annotation of a GenBank genome assembly
AUGGCCGUCCGCAAGAAGGUCGAAGCCUUACUAAAACUCCCCGGAAAUAAUGAAUGCGCCGACUGCACGGCGCCCAAGCCCAACUGGGCGAGCGCGUCGUGCGGCGUCUUCGUCUGCUUUAACUGCAGCGGCCUGCACCGUGGGUUAGGAACCCACCUGUCCUUCGUUAGAUCGGUGAACCUGGACGAGUGGACGGAAAAACAAUACAAGAAGAUGAAGGAGUGGGGCAACCUCAACGCGAACGCGUACUUCGAGGCGCGGCUCGACAAGAAGAAGCCCGACCAGCACGCGAGCGUUAACGAGAUGAACCGCUACAUCAGAGACAAGUACGAGAUGGGCAAGUGGGUGCCCGACGGCGGCGAGGGCGAUCCACGACGGGGCGGCAAGCCCUCACGGUCGCCGCGGGCCGCCGCGCCGGAGCCGACGCCCGAGCCCCGCAAAGCUGCGAAGCCGCGCGUCAAGGUAUCGAGCCGCUCGAAACCGAAGCCCGCGGCGGCGCCGGCGCCCGACUUAUUGUCCUUCGACGCGCCGGCGCCGGCGGCGGAGCCGGCCUUCGCGGCCUUCGGCCAGGCGCCGCCGCAGCAGCAGGCGCCCUUCGACGCCUUCGGCACGCAAGCGACGCGCGCGGCGCCCUCCUCAUCCUUCGACGCGUUCGCCGGCGCGCCGGCCGCGCCGCCGCCGCAGCCCGCGCCGCCGCCGGCGUCGAACGACGCGAUCCUCUCCAUGUUCAACGCGCCGCCGGCGAUGCCGCGCGGCGGGCCCAUGCCCGGUGGCUUUCCCAUGCAGCCGGCGCCGUCGAUGCCGCCGCGGGGCCCGCCCAUGGGUUUUAGUCAGCCGCCGCGCCCCAUGGGCUUCGGCCAGCCGCCGAUGAUGCAGCCGCAGCAGGGCUUCGCGGCGUUCGGCCAGGCGCGGCCGCCUCAGCCGCAGCAAGGGAUGAUGAUGGCGCGGCAGAUGCCACAGCAGAUGGGCUUCCCGCCGCAACAGCAGCAGCAGAUUGGCAUGGGGAUGGGCUACGCGCCGCGGCCGCCGAUGCCGCCGCAGAUGGGGAUGAUGGGCGGCGGCUCGAUGCCGUCGCCGAUGAUGUCGCCGCGCGGCAUGAUGUCGCCGCGGGGCAUGAUGGCGCCGCCGCGGCCGCCGUCCUCGAUGCCGCCGAAGCAGGACUCCAUGCCCGGCGGCUUCGGGCCGAACGGCUUCACCUUCUAGGUUUCGCUCUCUCUCUCGUUAACUUCCAAGUUAGUGUA